Molecule: messenger RNA, 2249 nt
Organism: Lineus longissimus
Lineage: Eukaryota; Metazoa; Nemertea; Pilidiophora; Heteronemertea; Lineidae
Product: protein TFG-like
Exons: 10
Coding region: 125-1345 (406 amino acids)
Biological process (GO): endoplasmic reticulum to Golgi vesicle-mediated transport; COPII vesicle coat assembly
Cellular component (GO): endoplasmic reticulum exit site
Molecular function (GO): identical protein binding
Source: RefSeq, a predicted model, not a curated record
GGAGGCGAUCCGGCGAUGACACAUCACUGAAAAAUCGUCUAUAACUUUUUAGUAAUUUCAUCAUAAAUACAUCGUCAUAGUACGAAUUUAAUUAUUUUUAUUCCUACGACACAUAGUUAAGGUGAUGAAUACCUUUCAAAGUGGUGGUGGGGCUCAGCUUGACCUGAGCGGGAAGCUGAUCAUUAAAGCUCAGCUUGGAGACGACAUCAGGCGGAUACCGAUCCAUAAUGAGGACAUCACGUAUGACGAGUUGGUGCUGAUGAUGCAGCGGGUCUUCAGAGGUCAGCUGAGUAGCAAGGACGAGGUGGUCAUCAAGUACAAAGAUGAAGAUGGAGAUCUUAUAACAAUAUUUGAUAGCUCGGAUUUAUCAUUUGCUAUUCAAUGUUCACGAAUACUGAAGAUAACUUUAUUUGUAAACGGUCUGCCAAGACCCAUAGAAAGUGACCAAGCUAAACAUUUGAAAUCCGAAUUGCGCUCAAUCCGAGAUCAAGUGACGAGGUUAUUGGAUCAGCUGGACAUUGACACUCAAGUCUCAAGCACUAUAUCACUCUCUGACGACAAAGAUGACCCUGGCAGUGUCUCACAAUCGAUGAAUGCUGUCAUGCAUGCCCCGAACAUGGCUGGCGGGAAGGAGUUUGACCCACUCUCAUCACAGCGCUCGGUCGAGGACAACACACAGAACAAGGUCAUGUCAUCAUUUGGUCUCUCUAAUGAUGCCAGGUCCCAGGCCAGUCGAGGCAAUGGCAGAGGUGCGGUAAAUGCGAGCCCUCGCCCUAGCAGUCCGACUGAGUCAACAUCAAGUGUUGGGUCGUCUGCCAGUCAUCGCCUACAACAACAACAAUAUCAACAACAACAACAACAACAACAGCAGAAGCCCCAACAACAGUAUGGACAACAAGGACAAGCUGGUUACCAACAACAGACGUACGGUCAGCAACCCCAACAACAACAACCGUAUAAUCCCCAACAACAAACCCAGCAGCAGCCUGGUUACACUCAGCCGCAGAAUCCUCAGGCGUACCCACCUCAGUCACAGGCCCAGGUGGCACCACCAGCAGCCCAGGCGGCUUAUCCUCAGCAACAGCAGCAGUCGUAUCAGCAACCCGGGCAACCACCUUAUGGUGGACAACCACAAGCAUCAAAAACAGCGACACCAGAGUCGGGUUAUGGCCAGCAACAGCCUCAGCAAUAUGGCGCACAGCAACCACCCUAUGGACAGCCUACGAACGCAAGCCCACAGCCAGGACAACAGGCCCCAGGAGGAACCAACCCGUACGCGAGAGGUCAAGCCGGAUAUCAAGCGAGUCCACACAGAAUGCAAAACUAUCAACAAGGAUAUCAAUAGACUUAAUUUACUCACAAAAUGGAAAAUUGUGACUUCUGUGUAUAUUGUAUUUGUCUCUAUAAACCCAGCAGACAUUAGCUUGGGUCAAUAUCCACCGGAGCUUUGGAAAGAGCAUACACGUGGUCCUCAAAGGUGCAAGAAGAUGGACUCUUAGUUCUGCUUGAAGUCAUCUUUUAACAAUGAAGUUGAAUAGGCCUGGAAACGAGCAUUAGACUCCUUGUCUCUUGUUAAAGCAUAGACUGUUUUCAUUGCAGUACACCAUAUGUAAUGUGAUGGGUUUGAAUUUAGGGAACUAUGCCACAGCCUGAAUGUCUGUACAUGUACAUGUAUAUGCUAAACUGGACUUCUUUCAAUUGAAACAUUAUAUUGGGAUGAAAUAUACAUGGGUCCUUCCUGGCUUUCUAUUUAGAUAAAAUCAACAAUAUUGUGGCUGUCUUCUAUACAAGUUCCUUUCCUUAACAAGUACAGACAACUCUUGACGCUUUGCUUGAUGCUGGUGAUAGUUUUAGCUUCACUUUUUGUGUGAACAAAACAGGUGAACAAAAUAGAAAGUAUUUAUUGCUUUUGUCCUUUUAUGUGAUGUAGUGUAGGACCUCAAAAUGACCAAGGACUUGGCCAUCGGUUUUUGCAGUGUGUGUCAGAGUGAAGGUAUACAGUACUGGUCAAACUCUGCCAAAAUUGCAGGAAUGUUCCCAGGUCAAGUCCUUAGGGGUUAAGAUGAAGAUUAUAAUUGACAAGGCCGAUGUCAGAAUGUUCAUUGGCUUCAUUAGUGCAUGGGAAGAAGUCAUUCAAGAGUGCUUGCAUACUUUUGGAAGAAUCUACUUGAAUACCAAUCACUGAAAUGCUCUCAAACCAUGUAAAUGGAUGUGGACAUAAAUGAUCCUAAUAAAUGAGAUGAUAUUUA